AUAAUGAUUUUUUUCAAAGACUAGAUCCAUAUAAAUAAAUAGCAUGCAUAUUCAAUAAUGCAGUAAUACUUGUAAAUACUAUUUCUCUAGAAAUUAACAAAGUAGCCAUAAACAAACAAAAACACAGAAAAACGUGGUUGACGCGACGACUACUACAAAGCAAAUCACAUUGUUUUCCACCAUGAAAUUUGUUUGAACUCAUUUGUCUCUUAACACCACACAAAGUCUAUAUAAAUUUUCAAUGCUUCACCAUCUUCUUCCAUCAUAAAAUUUUAAAGCUUAUAUUUAAUUAACUAUUCAAAACCACUACAUGCAAUAAUAUUAAUAUUAUUAGAACGUAAUUAUAGUAAUUAAUAAUAUUAUGGCAGCGGAUCCAAAGGAGGGAGGGGUGGUGAAGAAAGGGCAGGAAGAAGGCCUGAAAUUUGCGGUGUCGAUUCUGAAAGAGUUCGAGCUACCGGAGGGGCUACUUCCGCUGGAGGGAGUGGUGGAAGUAGGGUUCGUGAAGACGACGGGGUUCAUGUGGAUUUCACAGGCCAAGAAGAUUGAGCACGAGUUCAAGAUGAUCUCCAAGCUUGUCAGCUAUGACACUGCCAUAGAAGGCUACGUCGACAAGAAGAGGAUCAAGAAACUCAAGGGAGUCAAGGCCAGGGAGCUCAUGCUCUGGCCUCCCGUCGGCGAGAUCACCCUCGACGAUCCCCCCACCGGAAAAAUUCACUUCAAGAGCUUCGCUGGUAUCACCAAGACUUUUCCUGUUCAGGCUUUUGCUCUUGACCAGUGACUACGUACCUACAAUUAUAUAUAUAUACGUACUGGUGGUGGUACUCAUUUCAUGAACUAAUUAAUAAGGAUUACCUUGCCCUACACCUAAUAAUAUUAC
Molecule: messenger RNA, 877 nt
Organism: Humulus lupulus (European hop)
Lineage: Eukaryota; Viridiplantae; Streptophyta; Magnoliopsida; Rosales; Cannabaceae
Exons: 1
Coding region: 362-778 (138 amino acids)
Source: RefSeq, a predicted model, not a curated record